Messenger RNA from Engraulis encrasicolus (European anchovy), 858 nucleotides. It is a transcript of the gene txndc17, whose product is annotated as thioredoxin domain containing 17. Lineage: Eukaryota; Metazoa; Chordata; Actinopteri; Clupeiformes; Engraulidae. The transcript is spliced from 4 exons. Gene Ontology annotation, molecular function: protein-disulfide reductase [NAD(P)H] activity. Gene Ontology annotation, cellular component: cytosol. The coding region runs from base 151 to 522 and encodes 123 amino acids. The record is from RefSeq and is a predicted model, not a curated record.
GUCACGUUGUACCAUGUGGUAGCGAGCUUCACCACUGCGAAUAUUUACAGCUGUGUCAAGUUCAAUUCACUUCAUUUGACAACUGACGGGGUGUUCAGGGUUUGCAUUAAAAUAGUUGGAUCCUCGCUAAUGUAUUAGAAAAUCGUCACUAUGGCAAAGUACGAGGAAGUGAAAGUUCGUGGAUAUGAUGAAUUUUGCAACGCUGUAUCUGAGAGGAAAGGGAAAGACAUAUUCGCCUAUUUCUCCGGUGAUAAAGAUGAUCAAGGAAAGAGCUGGUGCCCAGAUUGUGUAAAAGCCGAGCCUAUCGUUAGAGGGGAGAUGCCUUAUUUGCCUGAAGGUUCUGUCUUCAUUUACUGCCAAGUUGGAGAAAGACCCUACUGGAAGGACCCCAGCAAUGAAUUCAAGAAGACCUUGAAGCUGACUGGAGUGCCUACAUUGCUGCGAUAUGGAACACCCCAGAAGCUUGUGGAGGAGGAGUGCUUCAAACCCGACUUGGUGCGGAUGAUGUUCACGGAAGAUUAGACAACAUUGGCAUUUGAAUUCAUGUUAUCAUGUCUCUUAGUGAUUCAGUCAACUGCACUUACCUAUAUGAAACACUUUUUAUGCGCCGUUUAGAUGGAUCGAGUCCAUGUUUACUUUAUACCUGUAGUAUCAAGGGUAGGCAUUCUGCAUUGCAUAUGUGAAUGAACUGUAUUAAGAAUUCUGUUUUGUACUGUAAAAGAGUUUUUUGUGUGUGAUAUUGACCAUGAUAAAUAAACCAAGAGUAAAGUGUGCCUUAGCAGUGGCCUCCAUUUUACUUUGUGCAAAAAAGACGGUACGUUUAUGUACCAAAGCCUUCAAUAAAGCAUAACAAAACAA